AUGACCUUCUCAACAGACAAGAUGCGGGAUGAAAAGAUCGAACGAGACGCGAGAAUGGACUCGGAAAUGGCCGGCGAGCUCGGCGAUGUGCCGCGAUUGACACGCCAGGUGCUGUGGAAGAUGGACGUCCGGUACAAGGCCGUGGCAUACGCUGACAGGCGCAGAAUAUUGCCCAUUCUCGCACUGCUAUUCCUCUGCUCGUUCAUCGAUCGCACCAAUGUGGGAAACGCGAAGAUCCUCGGCCUCCAAGCCGAUACACACAUGACCGACCAUGAGUACGCUAUCGGCCUCUGCGCCUUUUACGCGACGUACAUUGCGAGUGAACUUCCGAGCAACUUGGUCUUGAAAAAAAUGUCACCGCGCAUCUGGCUCCCGCUAUUGACCACUGUCUGGGGCGCGUUGACCAUGUGUCUCGGGUUUGUGAAGAGCUUUGGCUCCUUCGUGGCCGUUCGAGCGUUGCUUGGAAUCGCUGAAGGUGGUCUCCUGCCAGGCAUGGUCCUAUAUCUCUCGCAUUUCUACCGGCGCACAGAGCUUGCUCUUCGUAUCGGCAUAUUCUACACUGCCGCUUCUCUUUCCGGGGCCUUUGGUGGGCUGCUUGCUCGAGGCUUAAACGCCAUUGGCCACGCCGGAGAUCUGGACGGGUGGCGCUGGAUUUUUAUUGUUGAAGGUUUACUCACCGUGGCCAUAGGAGUCGUCAGCUACUUUGGGCUUCCAAACUCUAUCGAGGCCGCACGCUUUUUGACUGCAGAACAAAAGGCACAUGCUCGGCUACGCCUAGAGGAAGAAAACAGCGCACAUGAGCCAUUCUCUUGGGAGGAGGUCAAGCGCGGCAUUUUCAACCUUCAGGUUUGGCUUUCGGCGCUCGCAUAUUUCUGCAUCCUAUGCGGACUGUACAGCUUUGGUCUGUUCCUGCCUACCAUCAUCAACAACCUGAAGUUUGCCAGGGACCCGAACGAAGCCCAGCUCUGGACGGUCAUCCCGUAUGCAGUCGCAGCCGUGUGCACUGUAUUCGUCGCCAUCUUCUCUGAUAAGCUUGCACUGCGAGGCCCCGUCAUGCUCUGCUCUUUACCAAUUGCCAUCAUCGGAUACGGUGUCAUCUCGCAGACAACCAAUCCGCACGUCCAAUACGGUAUGACUUUCCUGAUGGCUACAGGAAUGUAUGCCUCCGUACCCUGUAUUCUUUCGUGGAACAGCAACAACUCGGCCGGUCACUACAAGCGUGCCACGACUUCGGCGCUGCAGCUCAUGAUUGCAAAUGCAGGAGGCUUCGUCGCGAGUUUUGUGUACCAGAAGAAAGAAGCUCCCCACUUUCACAAGAGCCACACAAUCAUGCUGGGACUGCUUUGUGCGGCAUGGCUCCUAAUCGCUGCGAACACGGCAUGGGUGUGGAAGCUCAACCGGGAUAAGGCGAAUGGAAAGAAUGCAGCCUGGGAAGGGAAGGGUGACGACAGAGAUCCGACCUUCAGGAUGGUGUUGUAGUGCAUGGCGGCCGGGAGAUGAAUAACUCCCCAUUCGAAUAGAAUAGCAAUGGAUGAUGACUA
This is a messenger RNA of Paraphaeosphaeria sporulosa, 1541 nucleotides long. RefSeq names its product MFS general substrate transporter. Gene Ontology annotation, biological process: transmembrane transport. Lineage: Eukaryota; Fungi; Ascomycota; Dothideomycetes; Pleosporales; Didymosphaeriaceae. The transcript is spliced from 5 exons. Gene Ontology annotation, cellular component: membrane. The record is from RefSeq and is a predicted model, not a curated record. The coding region runs from base 1 to 1479 and encodes 492 amino acids. Gene Ontology annotation, molecular function: transmembrane transporter activity.